UUGGCUGGUGUGCGAACCAGUCAAUGUACGGCGGGCGGGAAGUGUGUGCGUACCAACAUGGACAGAAGGGGACAUGUGGAUAUGUCUUCACCUGUCAUUCGGGAGUCAGAGAUUUCCAGAACAGCCAGACGACAAAGUUCACAUCCGAAAGCUCCCACAGAUGAGAACUGGACUGGUUCCAAUCCAAAGACUGUUCUUAGGACUCCUGGAUCCCUCUUGCGGCAUCAGAUGACUCCACAGCCAUGGAAUUCAUCAAGGCCACCAGAUAUUUCUGCAAUAAUGGGGUCAGCAGGGAGAUCGCCUCGAUUAGUACAGACUCCAAGCCGUUUGCGGGACAUUUCCAUGCUGUCCAACAUGGAAGACAGUGUGUACACAGCCUCCUUCUCCCCUCAGCGGACAGGAAUGUAUAAUACAUUUGAUAGUCCUAGUUUUACUGAAGACAUAACACUUAGUGCAGUUAUGAUGAAAGAGGAAGAUCCAGGAGAAGCUGCCACAAUGAGCCUGUAUCAGGAAUUUCUUAAUUCAUUCUUGAAGCUUCCUUCCAGUUCAGUGUUUGAGCUUAUAGAAGAGUAUGAGACUAUGUGCUGCGAACAGGUCGGUUUACUAAAAAAAAUUGUAAGCCGUGUCACUCCAGGACAACAGAAGUUUUCCAAAACUGCCAGUGUGUUAUGGCUUCUACGACAGGAAAUGGUAACUUGGAGGCUCAUUGCAUCACUUUACAGAGAUCGGAUACAGUCUGCCACAGAGGAUGUACAUAUGUUUUUUAUUACAGCACCAAAUUCCAGUGAAAAGAUGAUCAUGGACAAGCUGUUUGAGCGGGAUUCACUUGUUCGUCAGAGCCAGUUGGUGGUCGACUGGUUAGAAAGUAUAGCGAAAGAUGAUGUUGGCGACUUCUCUGAAAAUAUUGAGUACUACGCUAAAGCAGUAUACUGGGAGAAUACGCUGUCCUUGCUGAAAAAAAGAAGUAUUUCAGCACUAGGCAGUGGUCGUCCACUUGUCUCUGAACUGGAUCCUGAUGCCCCCAUUAGACAGAAACUUCCUCUGGAUGAUCUGGAUCGUGAAGAUGACAUCAGACUUCUAAAAUAUCUCUUCACAUUGAUCAGAGCUGGCAUGACUGAUGAGGCCCAGCGCUUGUGUAAGAGAUGUGGCCAGUCCUGGAGGGCAGCAACACUGGAAGGAUGGAAGCUUUAUCAUGAUCCAAAUAUAACUGGAGGUGGAGAACUGAAGCCAGUGGAAGGCAAUCCACACCGAUGUGUAUGGAAAGCUUGUUGUUGGCGUAUGGCAGAUGAUGAGCAGUUCAGUAGAUAUGAAAGAGCAAUUUAUGCAACCCUUAGUGGAAAUCUAAAGCAGCUUCUUCCUGUGUGCGAUACAUGGGAAGAUACAGUCUGGGCAUAUUUCCGUGUGAUGGUGGACAGUCUGGUUGAGCAGGAUAUCAGAGCCUCGCUUGUAUCCUCUAGUGAAGAAGAUGAACUGCCUAGGGAAUACUUGGAAGCACACUGGACUCUGGACAAAGUCUUUGAGGAGCUUCAGGCCACUGAUAAAAAGAGGGUGUUGGAAGAAAAUAAAGAACAUUAUCACAUUAUUCAGAAGUAUAUAAUCCUUUGCGAUGUGGAUGGUUUAAUGGAUGAGUUCGGCGAGUGGCUUUCAAAAGGGAAAAGGCUUCUUCUAGGUCAUCUGCUGCGCUUCAUGACACAUCUAAUAUUGUUUUUCCGAACUCUGGGUCUGCACACUAAGGAGGAAGUCUCAGUGGAAGUGCUGAAAACCUACAUACAGCGACUUAUAAAUGACAAGCACAUAAAACUGAUAGCCUUCUAUGUUUGUCACCUUCCCCAAGACCUGGCUAUUACACAGUAUGCUGCAUUUUUGGAGAAUAUCACAGAGCCAGAACAGCGGCAUCAGUGUUUGGAGCUCGCCAAGGAAGCAGGUUUGGAUGUUGCAACAAUAACAAAGACUGUGGUUGAAAACACACGAAAAAAAGAUAGCGGUGAAUUUACCCAUCAUGACUUUGCACCUGCCCUGGCUCCUGCCACAAGUGAGGAGGACCGUGCAAAGAUUGACGUAAUAGAUUGGCUGGUGUUUGAUCCUGCACAGAGAGCUGAGGCACUGAAGCAGAGCAAUGCCAUCAUCAGGAAAUUUUUAGCAUCCAAGAAACAUGAUGCGGCAAAAGAAGUAUUUUCCAAAAUUCCCUCGGAUUCUAUAGCUGAGAUCUACAGCCAAUGGGAGGAACAAGGGAUGGACAGCAUUCUGCCAGCAGAGGAUGACAACGCUAUACGUGAACACCUGUGUAUAAGAGCGUACUUGGAAGCGCAUGAAGUGUUCAAUGAGUGGUUCAAGCACAUGAACUCGCCUCCUCAGAAACCAACACUGAUUGGGCAUGCCACCUUCACAGAGAAAGUCGCUUUUGAACACAAAGAAAAGAAAUAUGAGGCAGAUUAUAAUACAUGGAAGGGUCACCUUGAAAUGUUAACUACAGAAGUAAAAGAGAAAAUUUACAAUGUCUUACUGUUUGUUGAUGGCGGCUGGAUGGUGGAUGUCAGAGAUGAUGCAGAGGAGGAUCUGGAACGUAAAAACCAGAUGAUGUUCCUGCGGAGCCUGUGCUUACCAAUGAUGACUUUCUUGCUGCACACUGUACUGCAUAACACCAAGCAGUACCAGGAAUGUCUACGGCUGGCGGAUGUGAUCUCAUCAGAAAACCACAAGCUGUAUAAAGUAUUUUCCAAGACGGAGAUGAGGAAGCUACUUCAGAAAUGUAGAGAAUCAUCACUGAUGCUGUUGGAUAUGCAGCUUGAUCCUCUGGGUUAUGAAAUCCAGUCCUAAUGUCCCUGUUUGAGAAAAGAGGUGGCAGCAGCUUCUGUGACUGUUCAAACCCAAUCUAUUUUUCUUGGUUGCUGCAAAAUCAUUUU
Molecule: messenger RNA, 2903 nt
Organism: Nanorana parkeri
Lineage: Eukaryota; Metazoa; Chordata; Amphibia; Anura; Dicroglossidae
Gene: NUP107
Product: nucleoporin 107
Exons: 28
Coding region: 58-2817 (919 amino acids)
Biological process (GO): post-transcriptional tethering of RNA polymerase II gene DNA at nuclear periphery; protein import into nucleus; mRNA export from nucleus
Cellular component (GO): nuclear pore outer ring; nuclear pore
Molecular function (GO): structural constituent of nuclear pore
Source: RefSeq, a predicted model, not a curated record